Messenger RNA from Malus domestica (apple), 2536 nucleotides. RefSeq names its product protein NEN1-like. Lineage: Eukaryota; Viridiplantae; Streptophyta; Magnoliopsida; Rosales; Rosaceae. The record is from RefSeq and is a predicted model, not a curated record. Gene Ontology annotation, molecular function: 3'-5' exonuclease activity; nucleic acid binding.
AAUUCUCACUCUCUCAGUCUGCUCGAUGGUGUCUUGGUUUUGUUGAUGCUUGAUUGAAGGAAUGGAUAAUCAUGCUAUUUUUACCAUUGGGCAAAUGUUUAUUAAAUCUUUAGCACAGUGGGAUUUUAUGGAAAUUUUGGUAUAGGAAAGGAUGCAUGUAGUGAUUCAAUUUUGGUAUGGAAAUUUUGCUAUUUCAACAACGGCUCUUCUCUCUGCUACAGAGCUGCAACUCGAUAAAAAAAAACUCACCCAGAUUGACACCCAAAUAACAAUUCACGAACUCACACAAAAAAGCUACAUUCUUGUUCAGAUUUUAUCGUUCUAUGUAGCUUCUGGGUGUCUCCAAAGUUCCAAACCAGACAUAUCAGAUGUGCUUUUCUAUGCAUAAUAGGAAAAGAGCAAGUCCUCAGCUUUCCUAAGACUUGAAUCAUUCUUAGCUGCUGAAGGGUAUAUCAGACGGAAGCUGGACGGACUUGCAUGAAAACAUCAUGCGGGAAAAUUGAAACACAUGGCGACAUGUGUUAGGUUUGAGACACCGCCACCUUGAUGUACCACUUCUCCCGACAGAAGCAUGUCUUCAGCUUUCUUGGUGAGUUUUGUUGGAGUUAUAUUAAUAAAAACCAAAGGUAGCUGACCAUGGAAGCAAAAGCCGCAUUACAUUUGCCCAACGCUUUAUAUUUUUGGUAAAAUUUGAACACUUUAUUAAAGCCAAAGCUACCUUUUUUGUCCAUCUGUGAUUGGAGCUGCUGCUAAUAUUUUUUCACCAGCAAAGUAGUGUUCUUCUUCUUGGUAGCUUACCAAGGAAGCAACCCCGCAUUGUACAUCUACUUUAAUUUGAGCACCAUAAACGAGCGGGGACUUGGGUUUUGAUUUGAACACUUUAUAAACGAGCAAGGACUUGGGUUUUGAUUUGAACACUUUAUAAAUGAGCGGACUUAGGUUUGAUUCGAACACUUUAUAAACGAGUGGGAACUUGAGUUUUAAUUUGAACAUUCUAUAAACGAGCAGAGACUUGGGUUUUGAUUUGCACACUUGAAGAAAAAAAAAAUGGCCAGUCGGAGCGAGGACCGGUGCGAAAUAGCCUUCUUCGACUUGGAGACGACGAGGCCGACCGACCGCACCAUCUUGGAAUUCGGGUCGAUUCUCGUUUGCCCCAGGACGCUGGUGGAGCUCGACAACUACUCCACCCUGGUCCGACCCGCCGACCUCUCCGUCAUCAGUUCCCUGCCCGACCGCCGCAACGGCAUUACCCGCGCCGCCCUCGUCGACGCCCCUUUUUUUCAGGACAUCGCCGACAGGGUCUACGACAUUCUCCACGGACGUAUAUGGGCUGGUCACUACAUUCUGAAGUUUGAUUGUGAGCGGAUUCGGGAGGCUUUCGCGCAGAUUGGUCGGCGUGCACCAGAACCGAAAGAUACAAUCGAUUCAUGGGAAUUAUUGAGACAGACGUUCGGAAGGAGAGCUGGUGACAUGAAGAUGGCCUCCCUUGCAACCUAUUUCGGGCUUGGACAGCAGACACACAGGAGUUUGGAUGAUGUUCGAAUGAAUCUGGAAGUUCUGAAAUGCUGUGCGGCCGUUUUAUUCAUGGAGUCGAGCCUCCCGGACAUAUUCAAGAAGAAUAGUUGGGUUCCUUCAAAUGCUAACACAAGAAUUUGUAGUGAAAACACCGAACGAGUCUCUAAUCUGGUUGAAUCUAGCACAGCUCGACCAUAUGCCUUUGACAUGGACCCGCUUCGCGAUGAAGUGAUGCAAGAGCAGAAUCAGCCAGACAACGCCAUGGUAGAAAUGCCUAUGCAAAAGUCUGUUGAGAGUUCUUCCUCUUUCGCUGCAUCGGGGAGUUCCCAUGGCACUAUGGAGUUUUUACAGCCAGAUGAAGUUUCUAUUCCUUCUAUCCGUGCUACCCUUGUUCCGUCGUAUAAUCGGAGUCAGAGGAUAAAGUUGUUACACAAAGAUGAAACUUUGCAGCUUUGCUAUAGGCAUAUGGAAUUGCGGUUUGGAAUCAGCGGAAAGUAUUCUGAUCAAGAUGGCCGUCCACUAUUGGAUAUUGUUUGUUACGCAUCACAAAAUUUGUGCAAAGUUCUUGAUGCAUGUGAUGGCGUUGUACAAAAGUUUAAGGAUUCUGGUAGCAGCUCCGAAUGGAAGCCUGCUGUGAUCCAAAAGGACCGUACUUAUACAGUGAAAUUACACAUACAGCACACCACAGAGAUAUAUCAAAAAGAGCCUUGUGGCGCAGAGCAGAGGCUCGUCACCAAGUUUGAUGCUUCAGAACUUAGCACCCACUUAAAACCGCGGACUUUUGUCGAUGCAUUCUUCUCCUUGGAACCGUAUGACUAUCAGCAGAGUGCAGGCAUUAGGUGGGUGGCAAAGAAAUUGAUUCUUCUUCCCAAUUGAUGGAGGAAUUUGUAUCUGUAAAAUAGUUGUUCAAUUUUAUAAACAAAAGUGGGAAUCAGGGGAUGCUGAUGGUUGUGACAUGUAAUUGCAGCAUCUCUGAUUUAUUGUAUCUACAAUUUAUUAUUAUAGAAAUGGUUUUCGCACU